UUUUCUCCGUCGAUAAAUAUGUAGUUUAAGAAAACUAUUUUGUAUUCCUUGACAAGAUACCACGUAUCUCUUCAAAGUUUAUUUAUUACUUAGUUUACUUAUUACUAGUAUAGAUCUUUUAAUAAUUGAUGAAUAAGAUGAAUAUGCCAAUAGAGGAGAGUAAUAUACAACAAAUGCUUAAUAAGCUGUCAGAAAAUGAGAUAAUUGUGAAAGAGAAAUUAGACAAUUUAUUGUCUAGACAUUGCUACAUAGAAUCGAAAUUACAAAAUAUAAAUAAAGUAUUACCUAAGGUUGUUUUUAUUCGUGGUGAAGCAGAAAAGUUUCGGAAUAUGAUUAAACAUACAAAUGAAUUAGCUGAAAAUGUAAGCUCUAAAGUACGACAGCUUGAUUUAGCAAGAAGCAGAGUAUGUGAAUGUCAAAGAAGAGUUAAUGAUAUAUUAGAUCUACAAUUAUGUAGUGAAGGUGUUGCAACAGCUUUACAAAAUGAAGAUUAUGAACAAGGAGCUGCUCAUGUUCAUCGCUAUCUAUCAAUGGAUCAACAAUUGCUUGAAAGAACAGCUGAAGAUGUAUCAGGGGAUCCUAGUACUAUUAGUAGCUCUCUUUUCACAUUGCAACAAGCAGCUGUACAACUAAGGACAGUAGUUACUCAUAAAUUUGAUGAAGCUGUUAAAUCUGAAGAUUUAGCAUCUGUUGAAAGAUUCUUUAAAAUAUUUCCAUUAUUAGGAAUGCAUUUAGAAGGCUUAAAAAAGUUUUGUAGUUAUUUAUGUUCCAAGCUUCACGAUACAGCACAAAAAAAUUUGAAAGCUGCUUUAGAGAUAAAAAGCAAUGAUAAACGAGCAUCUGUUAUAUUUGCGGAUACUAUGACCUUAUUAUUUGAAGGAAUUGCUCGAAUUGUAGAGGUACAUCAACCUAUAAUAGAAACAUAUUAUGGACCUGGGAGACUUCUAAUGACUGUAUCUAUAUUACAAAAAGAAUGUGAUAGGCAAGUUAAAAAAAUUGUUGUAGAAUUUAUGAAACACAGAAAUAUAUCUAAAAAAGUACAAAUGAUAAAUGACUAUGUCAGAAAACCAAAUUCAGAAAGAACUGAUCCUAAAGAACUUGAUCUUUUAUUAGGUGAAAUCACUAUAAUGCAUUCAAGGGCAGAGCUAUAUAUUCGUUUUUUAAGACGAAGAGUUAAAAAUGACAUAGAAAUUAGUACCACAAAUACUACACAAUGUACAGAUCUAUUAAAUGAAUUUGAAAGAAAUAUUUGCAAUUCUGAGUUAGCUCAUAAUAUGCAAGAACUUAUAGGUGCUUAUCUUGCUUUAGAAAGAUAUUUUUUGGAAGAGAGUGUUAAUAAAGCUGUUGGUAUGGACACAUUAGAGCAAGAUCAACAAAUAUCUAGUAUGGUGGAUGAUGUUUUCUUCAUAGUACAAAAAUGUGUAAGACGUUCUAUAUCAAGUUGGAGUAUAGAUGGUGUUUGUGCUGUUAUCAAUAUAGCUUGUGAUAUAUUGGAAGGAGAAUUUGCCAACAGAUUAAGAAAUAGAUUGCGUCAAGGAUAUCUAGCAGGAUACUUGGAUUUAACACAAGCAUAUAGUGCUUUACAAACAAGUAUACAACAUGGGCGUUUACAAACAUCAGACACUGAACUUGCCCGUCUUAUGUUUUUGGCAUAUUUAAAUAAUACAGAUGUUAGUAUUGAAUAUGUUGAGACAUUAUGCAAAACUCUGAAUGCAGAAAUAGGUGCAACCUUUCCUAAUAUGGUAGAAAAAGAUAGAGGAAAAAUAGAUAGUUGUCUUUCUGGUUUGAAAGGAGUAACUUCUAUUUUAAGGGCUAUUACUGAUUAUGGGUUAGAACAAUUACGUGUAAGUGCUGUAAAACCUAGAGUAACACCUUGGGUAGAUGCCUUUUCUUCCAUAGAUCAUCAUAUUAAUGAGGAUGAAUUAUUAAGAUAUGAAACGGAUGAACCUUUUGUACAAAUUUUAGUAACAAAUUUAGAAGGUUUACUUCAAGGUUUUAAGGGUCAUUUAACAACAUCAAAUUAUGAUGCUCUUAUUGGUAUUUUGACUAAAGAAGUUACAGCACGUUUAGAAAAAGUUGUUCUGAAAUCGACCUUUAACAGAGCUGGUGGACUUAUUUUAGAUAAAGAAAUUAGAUCAUUAGCUAGUUAUUUGGCAGCAGCAACAUCAUGGUCUGUACGAGAUAAAUUUGCACGUUUAACUCAAAUAGCAACUAUAUUGAGUAUAGAAAAAGUUGAGGAAUUGGCAGAUUAUUGUGGUGCAGAUGCAAUAGCAUGGAGAUUAACUACUGCAGAAGUUAGACACAUUGCAUCUCUUAGAAUAGAUCUUAAGCCUGAAGAUAUUAAAAGAUUUAAGAUUUAGUUUCUAUUAUAUCUUUAUUUUAAAACAGUACUCUUUUAAUUCCCUAUGAAUAAACGAGGGCUUCACUAGUGCAUAAAUUUUAAAUUACUCAUUUAUAUUUAUCAUCGUUAAAAAAAUUUUUUUUUUUUUUUAA
This is a messenger RNA of Vespa mandarinia (Asian giant hornet), 2493 nucleotides long. It is a transcript of the gene Cog4, whose product is annotated as conserved oligomeric Golgi complex subunit 4. NCBI's taxonomy places the organism in Eukaryota, Metazoa, Arthropoda, Insecta, Hymenoptera, Vespidae. Gene Ontology annotation, cellular component: COG complex. The record is from RefSeq and is a predicted model, not a curated record. Gene Ontology annotation, biological process: retrograde vesicle-mediated transport, Golgi to endoplasmic reticulum; Golgi organization.